This is a messenger RNA of Vombatus ursinus (common wombat), 2327 nucleotides long. Its product is annotated as endogenous retrovirus group S71 member 1 Env polyprotein-like. NCBI's taxonomy places the organism in Eukaryota, Metazoa, Chordata, Mammalia, Diprotodontia, Vombatidae. The record is from RefSeq and is a predicted model, not a curated record. The transcript is spliced from 2 exons. Bases 396 to 2327 code for a protein of 643 amino acids.
CCUCUGGGCACCAGACACGGGCAUCUCUGGAAGGCCAGGCUUCUCACCGUCCAGGGGGUGGCCACCAGGAAGACGUUCCCUGGCCCCGAACGCUGAGAUAGCCCGUGCGUACCAGGCUGCCCGGACCACAAAUCCUCAAUUGGGCAUAGAGCAAUCUGUAAUCUGUCUGUUCUGUCCUUCCAGGCUUUGCGUGAGGUCCAGAACGCUGUGCGCUCGGUCCUGAAAGCUGCGGGGAAAGAACCAGCCCCUGCAACCUCAUCGGACGCCCUGUCACCGGGAGACUGGGUCCUCACUCGCAAGCUUCCAGCUGGACCAGCCCUGGAACCACGGUGGACGGGCCCGUAUCAAAUUAUCCUCUGCAACCCCUCUGCCGUCAAGGUUGCCAGCCGCAAGGCAUGGAUACAUCGGUCACACAUCAAGAAGGCCCCAGAGCCCAACUCCACCGCCUGGACAGCAGAAGCAGUGUCCGACCUAAAGCUUCGACUCUCCAGAACUUGACUCUUCUUCUCUUUCUUUUUGCUUGUGAGGUGACUUUGGGUGACCCCUAUAGCCCUACCCCAUCCAGGUGGAUUCUCUCCCGAACUAACGAUGGGACCACCGUCCAAGCUCUCACCAGUUACGGAGCCCCCACUUUCAGGUUUGACCUCUGUGCCCUCUUGGGACCAGGAUGGAAUCAAAACCGGGCUAUGCGGGACCCUAUCGCUGGGGGAUGGGGAUACUGCCCCACUUUUCCCACCACUCCAACCAUACCCGGGGUAGGGGAAGUGAGAAUCAGAAGUAUUGAAUUCUAUGUUUGUCCGGCCACGGGGAAUCCUUCCUGUCAGGGUAGUAAUCACUUUCACUGCGCAGAAUGGGGUUGUGAGACUGUGGCCAGGUGGAUUCCUAGAGGUGGCCGAGACCCCCUAAUCACCCUGGAGAGACAAAGCCCCCUCCCCGCCUCCUGCUGGCCUGGGAAAUGUAACCCUAUGAUUCUAACAGUCAAGCAGGACACUGAUGACUCUUGGAAUCUCGGACAUUCUUGGGGUCUGAGGUUAUACAUGACUGGAUGGGAUAACGGGGUCCUUUUUACCAUUCAGAAAAUCGCAGUUUCCACCCAUACACUCCCCAUAGGACCGAAUCCCAUCCUUAACCCACAAGCCAUGUUGACUCUCACCCCACCAUCUGUUAGGGACCUGGUACCAGAGGCUCCCGAAAAUCCAGAGACCCUCACUAACCUAGGUUCCCCCAUUUUUGAUACACUCUCUGCUGUCCACUCAUUCCUAAAUUUGUCUGAUCCAAACAUAACCACCUCCUGUUGGCUGUGUCUGAAUCCAGCUCCCCCCUAUUUCGUAGGAAUUGCUAUCGAACUCAACAUCACCUCUGUGGGAAAGUUGUCUUUAAGUAAGUCCAAACAAUCCUCUGCCAUACCUGCCCGCUGUAACCCAGACAAGCCUAGACUUACCCUAGACGAUGUCCAGGGCAAAGGAAUGUGUUUGCUCGGGCCUGACUACCCGCUGCGGUCCUCCCCAUUCAAUGCUACAUGCACUUCAGUCAUUCUUAUUUCCCCCACAUCCAAAAGCUCUGACCUCCUGUUAACCGCCCCACCUGGAGUAUGGUUCGCUUGUACCAGAGGACUCACCACCUGCAUACAGGACAUUCGUUUCCUCAACCCGACCGAGCUCUGUGUAGUGGUGCGUGUCUUUCCUCAGGUAUAUGUCUACUCAGAGGAAGGGGCAGCUGAGCAUAUUGGCUUAACUCGCUCCAGGAGGGCUGUACCCUUUUUGGUUCCCAUACUGGUGGGACUCGGAGUGGCCGGCUCCGCUGCUGUUGGGGCCUCAGCCCUGAUACAGGGGAAAGCCAACUACGGUGCCUUGAGUGCACAGGUAGAUAGGGACCUACGCUCCUUGGAAGAGCUAGUCUCACACCUUGAGACUUCCCUAGACUCUCUGGCCGAAGUGGUUCUCCAGAACCGCCGAGGCUUGGACCUACUGUUCCUCAAACAGGGAGGCUUAUGCAUGGCGUUGGGAGAAACCUGCUGUUUCUACGCCAAUCGGUCUGGAGUUAUUCGGGAGUCCUUGCAAGCCUUUAGGCAGCGGUUAGAUGAGAGGGACCGCGCACGGGCAACGGGGUCUUUUUGGUGUCAGACCCUAUAUAAUUGGUCCCCCUGGCUAACCACCCUACUCUCCGGAGUGGUGGGCCCUCUGGCCAUUCUCCUCCUUGGGUUACUCGUGGCCCCUUGUCUCAUAAAAUGCAUCACCCGCUAUGUCCAGAAACGAGUGCAAGCACUCCAGUUGUUUGUCCUGCGUCAAUCCUAUGCUCCUCUGGACUCUGAUGAGUCCCCCGUCUGA